AGAUGUGGUGGGAUAAUAUUCCUGCUGCAAGAUGUGUGAAUGUGUGAGCCAGUGACUCAGACUGCGGUGUCUGAAAUAUCUCAUUCUGUGAUUGGUUUUAGGCUAUAUACUUGCAAAGCAAAGUCAUUAACUUCCGCUUUCACAACUCCCAGAAGUCACUGCUAAUACCUUUUGGUGAACUAAAAACUUGGUUGAAAAUGCUUCUAUUUGUUUGAUAAAGAAUGCACAUGAACAUCAUGCCUGGCCCUUGGCACAGCCCAGCUGUCUGAGCAAAUGUAAGUGUUCCGGCCUAGUGUUUACCUCGCCCUAAGCUUCAUUUCUCUGGUGUCACUUUAAUAGCUGCUCAGGGUCUCUAAAACCAAUUUCUUUCUUUCUCUUGAUUCCAUCUUCCUUCUGUGAAGAAUUAAGAGAUGCUGCCACCUCCACUUUAAGUAAAAAAGUAACCAUUUGGCAUUUGCCUAAGUUGCAUCGCACGCUGUUACUGCUCAAAAAAUGCUUGCUUGGGUAAUAGGGAAAAGCCCGUCUGACAAAAUAAAUGUUUUGUGAUGUUGCUUGUUGCUACUUUCUUCCUAGUAUAUUACAAAAUAUAGUAGCUUUCAAAGCCGUAUUUGUUGGAAAGAAUGGAAACCAUACUUAAUUUAGUUGAUUAAGCUAUUUUAAUAUAGAGUAUGAUUGUGUCAUGCUAAAAACCCCAUUAGCUUCUUACACCUAUCAUCUGAACUCUGACCAAAUAAUUUUUGACAUGGCGAUGAUUAUGACCAUAAUAAUAUAAAAUAUUCAAAGACUUUCGAAUUGAGUAAUAUUUUAAUAAUAUUUCAUAGCGCAAAGUUUCAAUGUACUUGUGAGAUGUUGGAAUCAGCUUACGUUUUCACAUUUAUAGAUUACAUUCUAUCUAACAUUCAUUGUUUGACUUUUUCUGAGUUCUUAUAUGUUCCAUUUAUCAUUAGUUUGAAUAACAUUCUAAGUUUCAGUUGCAAACCAAAACCAUUUUCCAAGAAAGAAGUAGAUGUUUGAUGCAAUGGUUAAUGAGUUUUCCUCUGCAGUAAUGGAUAGAUUGUUCCAGACCGCGCAGACAGGGGAUAUUGAGGAAUUGCUCCAACUGCUAGAAAGGAAUCCCCUUAUCCUUCAUCAAGUCCCACUUAUAUGUGCUCAGAAUCCUUUACAUUUUGCUUCUGCCGUGGGGCACUUGGAUUUUACAAAGAAAAUACUGGAACUGAAGCCUGAAUUUGCUAGACAGGUGAACGCAGAUGGAUAUAGCCCCAUGCACUUAGCAUCUGGAUGUGGGCACAUACAAAUAGCAAGAGAGAUGAUCAGAAUUGACUCAAAUAUAUGUCGUCUUGUAGGCAAAGAAGGUGCAACACCUCUACAUCUUGCUGUGCUAGGAGGGAGGGUUGACUUAAUAAGCGAAAUUCUAGCUAAUUGUGAAGAAUGCAUAGAGGAUGAGACGGUUCAGAAAGAGACUGCUUUGCAUCUUGCUGUCAAGAGCUUCCAGCUUGAGAGUUUGCGGGUUUUGCUGGAUUGGAACAGGCAAAUGGGCAAAGAAGACAUUCUUAAUAGAAAGGAUGAACAUGGGAAUACCGCCCUGCAUCUUGCAAUCUGGAAGAAGCAAAGACAGGCAAGUCUCAUCUUUGUGAAGUUUUUUGACAACUCAAGGAAUUCAUAUGUUGUGCAUAUUUACAUUGCCGUCUUUGAACUAGCUGUGGUUUUGCUUCUGGGGAACAAUUCUAGGACUCUGGAAGUGAAUGCAGUAAACAAGAGUGGUUUGACAGCACUGGAUUUGUUGUUGAUUUUCCCAAGUGAAGCGGGUGACAGAGAAAUUCAGGAAAUACUUCAGGGUGCUGGGGCAUUAAAAGCUCAAGAUCUUACCCUCGAUGACACAACUUUUACCUCAUCAACUAACGAUCCUUCAGUAAACGACCAUUCAAAGGAUCUCAUUGAUUAUUUCAGAUUUCACAGUGGAAGAGAUUCACCAAGUGAUGUACGAAGUGCACUCCUAGUUAUAGCUGUGUUGGUAGCAACAGCAACAUACCAAGUUGGUAUCAGCCCUCCUGGUAGUGUAUGGCAGGAUGAUAGUCAAGGCCAUCUUGCCGGGACUUCUGUCUUGGGCACCCAUGACUUAACUUCAUUCAUCUUGUUAGUUUCUUGCAAUUCUAUUGGAUUUAAUGUCUCUGCUUACAUGAUAGCUAAAUUAACGGCGAAAUUCCCCUUACAGACAGAGCUUCAAAUAUGUCUCUUAGCGCUUUACAUAACAUUUAAUGUUGCUGUAACUGCUACUUCACCCAAGGGUGCCAGAGUUUUCUCAAACGUGUUCACUUCUGUGUUGCCUACUGCGGUCCCUGUAUGCUGUGGUUUGCUCCGAAAAUAUGAAGUUUUCAAACGUAUCAGGGGCAUAUUUCGAAAAUUUCGGUGAGAAUGUUGAAGUGGGGUGCUGCAAAUGAGACAAGAAAUCAUAAUGUUAUUCAUAUUUCAUUGUAGUAGUAGAUAUUUGGAACCCAUCCUGUUUGUUGUAUAUUGUUGUAUUGUACUAAGAAAUUCUUGAAAACUUGUCUUUUGAAUACAGGAAGUAAUACUUGCAAAGCUUUUC
Chenopodium quinoa (quinoa) is the source of this 2584-nucleotide messenger RNA. RefSeq names its product ankyrin repeat-containing protein BDA1-like. The coding region runs from base 1007 to 2410 and encodes 467 amino acids. The transcript has 2 exons. Lineage: Eukaryota; Viridiplantae; Streptophyta; Magnoliopsida; Caryophyllales; Amaranthaceae. Gene Ontology annotation, molecular function: protein binding. The record is from RefSeq and is a predicted model, not a curated record.